ACCAGAGGUAGCUUAUGAUCUAAAGUCCUGCUAAUCCACUCAGUGACACAUUUGAAACGCAGAUCCACCCCCUCCCCUCUAGGGGCACUAGGCAGGCUACUAAGGUCAUAGUGUAUUUCCAGGUACAGUUGAUCAUAUGACUCCCGAUAUGGUUGAAGACGUCAUCAACUCGGACCCAGACCUCUGGUGUUUGUUYCAGCCUUACGUUCAUUUACUGUCCGGUCGGACAUUGUUUGGUUUGAUUGACACAUUGGAUGUUUAUGCUAUACAAAAUCAAGCUAGUCCGAAGAGAGAAGRAAAGCCAAACAGUACCAAAGCUCUCGAAACGUGCUUCAUCACAACAUGCGUCAGUACUUUAGCUGAGCUGCGUGAGCUGGUAACUAGAGUACAACAACRUUUCAGCCAAUUAAAACAAUGCAAAGAGAACCGAGCCUUGUCGCAGCUGGCCUGGUUACCUAUCGCCAUGGAGACAYUGUUUUUCUUUAUGAAUUGUGUGCACAAUAAAGAUGGCAACAACAACACAGAAAUGCUGUUGACAAGUAAAAAAUCACACCACAGUCUUCCACCGCUGACCGAAUGGCUUCGUGUCGCAUGUGUGCACGCCGAACAUAGGCUCAGCGGUUUUGUAGAUGAUGAUGACGUCAGACAAGCGGCCAGGUUACUCUUGCCUUUWAACAAUUGCAGCUACAGGAUAUUGGGGCCUGAUAAUAUCCCAAUCAUAUCGACUUCAYCGGACUUUGAAGAUUUUUUCACAAUAAAUCUCGGUCUGCGCAUGCUCUUAAGUGGUGAACAUGGAAAGUCAACGAUGUCCCACAUUGGUGGUAAGAAAGGCAACUCCAUCGAUCAACGGGGUAUGACACCUCUAAUGUACGCAUGYUCACAAGGAGAACCGUCCCUCGUUCGACUUCUACUUGACAGUCACGUGUUGCUUGACACACAGGUAUCGAGAGACRGCAAGAAGUACCCGUUAGUUGACCCUGACGUUUUCUCGUGGACAGCACUGUCGUUUGCAGUUUCCAARGGCUAUCUACAUAUAUGUCAGAUGUUAUUGGAUGCCGGUGCAAACGUCAAUGGCAACGCAGACGUCACUAGUGGAGUUGAAACACCGCUUCAGCUGGCUGUAGUAGCAGGUAACUAUGACAUAGUCUCUCUUCUUUGCGCACGUGGUGCCAAUAUCAACGUCACGUUUCCACUCGGCGUAGGAAGACUGGGUUUCAGUAACACAUUUGCUGCAGCCGCUGCCCUUGGUCAUCGCAGAAUACUACGUAAGCUGUUGGCCGAGGCGCCCUCGGCACAAGAUGAUGCAGAAAUGAUGUCAUUGGCGGAAAUCUUAGCGGAAGGCUCGUCUACAAAUCAAAGGAAAUCAAAAAAGUUAAGCAAGAAAAGAUGCAGGGCUUUACAGGAAGCAAUCUACCACAGCUGCGAGMACGGGUACCUUGACGUUGCUAUGGAGAUCAGAAGUUUAGGUGUUCCAUGGAAUCUUCACUGUUGGUCCCAAGCUCUUUAUCAUGCAUAUCACACGAAUAUGACGUCAUCCAUGACGUCACAGAUGCGUUGCCUUUUGAGAGACUUUCAGUCGAUUUCAAAACGUGAAUAUACCGCUGAGUUCUGUGACGAUGGGCUCAUCCUGUUGUUUACAAUUUUCAGAGAAUGUCAGGAAGCGACGCUGUCCGUUGAACUCGCCUCUGUUUUCUCYUUCUGCUUUGGCGAUGAACCGCUGCCCAAAAUUACCGAAUUACCUUCGGCCACACCUGCGAUUAAAAUAGGUGUCAAUUAUGUCAAUAAUCGUGAGAUGUCUGACGUSRCGUUUCUUGUUGAGGAUCAGCCGUUCUACGGACAUAAAAUCAUCCUUGCGUCCGCAUCAAUCGCAUUUAAGGAUGUCUUAUCAGCCAAUGAAAAAGUUCCAUGCAUCAAAAUACCAGAGWUAAAGUACGACGUCUUUACGUUAAUGAUGCGUUAUGUUUACACUGGACGGACAGACAAAAUCGUUGCUCAACAACGCAAGGUCUUGGAGCUUCUUCAUGCAGCUACGGUCUUCAAGUUAGAUGGUCUUCAACGCCACUGUGAACUCCUGCUGGCAAAUCAACUUAAUAAUACUAACAUUAUCGCUACUUACAAAAUAGCCAAGAAAUACGAAGCUACAAGCCUUGUGCUUCUUUGCGAGUGUUAUAUUCUUUCAAAUAUGAAAGAAAUAACGAAGUCUGGAGAGUUACGAACGCUUAUAUUAUCGGAAGAUGGACCAGAGGUUUUGAAAUGUUUACAGCUUUGUUUGUCGUCCCGUAUUAAAGCUACAGCUACCAAAUCGUAGAAUUCCUCAUUGAAACAGCUGUAAAUUCAACGUUUUUGGUGAGUAUGGCCAUACCAGAUCGCUUCAUUCACGUUUCUUAUAAAUAAUGGGCAAGAGAUUAGAGUAUUUCUGAGUCACACUCAUUURAUUUUGGUUAAUGAGUCAUAAGGCCAAAAAAAGAUUCCAAAAUAUUAUGAAAAGCAACGUCUCCUAGCAACAUCAUUCCACAACCAAUCCUUGCCAGCUGAUUGGUUUAAAAACAAUAGAAAGCCAAUCGAAUGUCGUUUCCUGAUUGGUUAAAAACCGUUGCGAAUCCAAUAAAGUGUCACCAUAUGUAGCAAAUAAAAUUUUCAUUUGUUUUCAUGUAGUUUUCUUUCUGAUUGGCUAAUGAGGGUGCGAUG
Molecule: messenger RNA, 2688 nt
Organism: Exaiptasia diaphana
Lineage: Eukaryota; Metazoa; Cnidaria; Anthozoa; Actiniaria; Aiptasiidae
Product: ankyrin repeat and BTB/POZ domain-containing protein 2
Exons: 18
Coding region: 137-2308 (723 amino acids)
Molecular function (GO): protein binding
Source: RefSeq, a predicted model, not a curated record